AAAGGGUAUUUUAAAAUGGAUAAUAGUAGUGGUGGGGACAAUGGCAUUAUUUGUACUUUUGGUGUACUUGAAGACAACCAGUCACUUGUAUUUCGCAGCGAAGAACACAUCUUAGAGCCGUGUAAUCCUCAGAACCAAGAAAUUUUGAGCCUACAGCCUAUCGCAAUGGCAGGAGAUGACAAGUUUAUUAGUGACAAUGUUAAGGAAGACGCAGAAGAGAAGGUACUCGAAAAUGAAGAUGUGAAUGAAGAACAACGUGGGAUUAAUGAAUAUAAUGACGAAUUUUUGAGAGCGUUACAGGCUUGCAGACGGUUACUUUCAAUGCCAAAAGAGAGCGAGAUGCCUGCAAAAGAAUCCGAAAGUCAACAACCGAUGCACCAAGAUUACGGACAGAGUUCCAGCGACUGGCAACAAAUAAGUGAACUGUAUGCUACCAGCAGUGAUAUGAAUCGCCAACAGUUUCCAACAUUUCCUUCUGCAAAUUACAGUCCACAUGUGGAUUGUGAUACGCCGAGUUCGUGCUGGAGAAGUCAUCCUGCUCACACAGCAAUCAGUGGAAAUAACAUUCCACAACGACGCGUGUCUUCCAACUCGACAUCUUCCCGGUUUGCACCGUACAGUGUUCCAGGAACAAGCAACUCGGAUGUACCCGGUUUUAAUCAGUCCACGUCCACCACCAAGUCAUCUAGAGGAUCUUCAGCUAAAGGCAGCAAACGUACUCGAACCGCCUACACAAGUUCCCAGUUGCAUGAGAUGGAGAAGGAAUUCGGCUGCAGCAGCUACCUCUGUCGUCCACGCCGUUCAGAGUUAUCAGCAGAACUUAAUCUCUCGGAACGACAGCUCAAGAUAUGGUUUCAGAACAGGAGGAUGAAAUACAAGAAAAUGCGAGAAUCCAGGUCACUGCCACGUACAUCUAGCACUGAAACCAUUUCCAGUACUACUCUGACUUCCAGCCCAAAUAAUUGCGUAUCACCUGCUUCAACUUCAACUUCAACUUCAUCUUCAUUUUCAUUUUCACCGGUGGCAGCAUCAUCCCAAUCUGGAACACUGUAUCAGCAACAUAGCAGAACACUUCACACUCCAGAACUGAGCCCCAUACCGGGACAAAGUAAUUAUUAUGUACCUGCAGAGAAUCCUGUAGCCUUGCAACAUGAUUACGGCAUUGCUCUCAAUACUUCCACUAGUUUAAUGGGUUCUAACCCCCCUUCUUAUCACAACGAGCAAUUCACAAUGCUGCACAGUCCUUCGCCUGAGAUCUUCAACAUACCGUUCAACCAUCUUCAACCAUUUCUGCAGCAAAUGCCACAAACACAGCACCCUGUUUGCAGUUCAGCAAACCAGUUCCCUCACCUCGUGUCUGCUUUGAGGGCUGAACAUCCUAUCGCAAGACGUGUGUACGACAAUGCUUCAGAUGAAUCUUCUGAGGGUGCUACAGCUUCUUCGAACACACACUUUGCAAAUAAUCACUCGUGUUCUUGGCAGGAGGAGACGAGAUAUCAACAACAAUCCUCAUCGGAAUGUGGAGCCAGGGUGUACUACGACGAUCCACAGAAUGUAUACAUCAGGAGAGAGGAUCGCCCUUCUUGUGCAUUUCAGUAUCAAACUGAGGAACAGAUGUCAUCAUGUUCGGCUCGACCAGUGUGGGAAGAAUGCAAUUUCCAUUUUCCAGAGAUGCCAAAUAUGGAUACUUCAUGGCAGGAAGAUCUGACCCGUCAGGUUAAUCAAAUGCAUUUGACAACGGAAGAAAAUAAUUGGUAUUCCGAAGUUACAACUCGACUAUGUCUUUUCGAUUCAGACUCUUCAGUUGAAGAACUAAUCGGACCCAACAUUCAGAAUGAAACAGAUGUACAGUCAGGCACAAAUACAUCGUCGAAUAAAUCCACUUCAGAUACCAGCGACGGUCGCGGUGAAAAUACUUCAACCACGUUUCCUCCAAAAUUCUUUGAUCUGUAA
Zootermopsis nevadensis is the source of this 1953-nucleotide messenger RNA. The record is from RefSeq and is a predicted model, not a curated record. Lineage: Eukaryota; Metazoa; Arthropoda; Insecta; Blattodea; Termopsidae.